AUAUAUAUAUAUAUAUAUAUUUAUAUUUUAUAUAACAAUCAUGACAUCUACCAUUGAUGAUAGUGACAAAGAAAAGGCCCUCUCUGUGUCUGUGGACCUUAACAACGACACCUCUCUACUCAUCGACAUUCCUGAUGCACUCUGCGAACGAGACAAAGUCAAGUUCACUGUCCACACCAAGACCACCCUGAGCUCCUUUCAGAAGCCAGACUUCUCUGUUCCUAGGCAACAUGAGGACUUUAUCUGGCUCCAUGACGCUCUGGUUGAAACUGAAGACUACGCUGGGCUCAUCAUCCCUCCAGCGCCCCCGAAGCCAGACUUUGAGAGCCCCAGGGAGAAGAUGCAUAAACUGGGCGAGGGAGAAGCCACCAUGACCAAGGAGGAAUACACCAAGAUGAAGCAGGAGUUGGAGGCUGAGUACCUGGCUGUUUUCAAGAAGACUGUUCAAGUCCACGAAGUAUUUCUGCAGCGUCUAUCUUCUCACCCCAUCCUGAGCAAGGACAGAAACUUCCAGAUAUUCCUGGAGUAUGACCAGGAUCUGAGCGUACGGAGGAAAAAUGCCAAGGAGACGUUUGGGAGUUUCUUUAAGAACAUGGUGAAGAGUGCUGAUGAGGUCAUCAUCUCAGGGAUAAAGGAAGUAGAUGAUUUCUUUGAGCAGGAGAAGACCUUCCUGCUUGAUUAUUCGUCCAAGAUCAAAGAAUCCACUGCCAGGGCGGAGAAGAUGACCCGCUCCCACAAAAAUGUUGCUGAUGAUUACAUUCACAUCUCUUCUACUUUGAGCAGUCUCUCUGUCGAUGACAACACAGCACUUAAAAAGCACUUUGAGAAGUUAUCUGACCUGUUUGAGAAACUCCGGAAAGUGGAGGGUAGAGUGGCGUCGGACCAGGAGCUGAAGCUCACAGAGCUGCUACGCUACUACAUGAGGGACAUCCAGGCAGCCAAGGACCUGUUGUACAGACGGGCCAGGACCCAGGCAGACUAUGAGAACAGUAACAAGGCUCUGGAUAAGGCCCGGCUGAAGAGUAAAGCUGUUGCUGCAGCGGAGGACCAACAACAACAGUGUCUGCAGAGGUUUAACAAGCUUUCUGAGUCGGGAAAAAGAGAGCUGACCAGUUUUAAGGGCAGGAGAGUGGUGGCUUUCCGGAAGAAUCUAAUAGAGAUGGCUGAGCUGGAGAUUAAGCAUGCUAAGAACAACAUGUCUCUGCUGCAGGACUGCAUUGAGCUUUUCAAGAGCAGCUGAGCCACUGGUCUCUUACCAACCCUCCCAGACCACUGACCAGCUGGGCUUGGCGCCAGUCUGUUUCUGCUCUCUUGCCUACUCCUUAUGGAAUCGUUGUGCAAAACCGUGACUGGAGUAGGAGAAAAUCACAAACUGGAUCUGGGACCAGGAUACUGACCAGCAGGCUUUGAGAAGGGAACCUGGAUACCCCUCCUCUCCACCCCACAUGUGUCAAACUCAUUCCACGAUGGAUUUUCGCUCCACCCUUGUACUUGAUUGAUGAAUUAAGGUCACUAAUUAGUAAAGAACUCUCCUCACCUGGAUGUCUAGAGCUUCAUUGAAAGGAAAAAACAAAAACCCUUGGCCGCUUGGCCCUCGGUGGAAUGAGUUUGACACCCCUCUACUCCUGGGGGAACCUGGAUACCCAAUGCCCUAUACCCUCUUCCUCCAGGGGAACUUGGGUCGUGUUCAUUAGGUCACACAUUUGAAAAACUUCCCUUUGCAACGGGAAAACAUUUUUUUUUUUUUUGGACAAGAUAGUUCCUCCCCCGUUUCACUCAUUUGCGGGGAGUUUUGUGCCUUGAACCUGAUCCUGGAUACUCCCUUCCUCCAUCCCAAAAAUGCCACUUCAGAAACCUGCAUGUGUCUGUUAUGACUGUUUUCUGCCUGGAUGUUUAGUCUCUGUCCACCUGCCCCUCCGUGUCUCCUUCUACCCCCUCCGUGUCCCAUGGAACACUCCCCCUUUAGUGAUGACAGCAUUCCAGAACAGGGAGAAUCCAGCAUCCUGUCCACCUGCCCCUCCAUGUCUCCUUCUACCCCCUCCGUGUCCCAUGGAACACUCCCCCUUUAGUGAUGACAGCAUUCCAGAACAGGGAGAAUCCAGCAUCCUGUCCACCUGCCCCUCCAUGUCUCCUUCUACCCCUUCCGUGUCCCAUGGAACACUCCCCCUUUAGUGAUGACAGCAUUCCAGAACAGGGAGAAUCCAGCAUCCUG
Messenger RNA from Oncorhynchus gorbuscha (pink salmon), 2212 nucleotides. Its product is annotated as sorting nexin-5-like. The record is from RefSeq and is a predicted model, not a curated record. The transcript has 13 exons. Gene Ontology annotation, molecular function: dynactin binding; phosphatidylinositol binding. Bases 41 to 1240 code for a protein of 399 amino acids. Gene Ontology annotation, biological process: pinocytosis. Gene Ontology annotation, cellular component: endosome. Lineage: Eukaryota; Metazoa; Chordata; Actinopteri; Salmoniformes; Salmonidae.